AUGCCGAGGGUCCCCGCAGUGCCCGCUCCGGCUCGGGUUGUUCGAAGGUCGGCGGCUGGCGGCCAGACCUCCACGCGAGCACUUCGAACUUUGCGCACCGGUGUCGACCAAGCGCCCCAUUAUGUGUCUAAGGGUGCUCAGAUACGAUCGACGGGUCCAGCCACGCCGCCUCCGAAAAUGACAUUAAGGAAGGAGAUGCCCACAGACUUUGAGAUCGUCCAUGAGAACUGCACCAAGAUGAUCAAGUCGGCCGAAGAACGGCAUCAUCGGCUGAUGGCUCGCCUCACUGAGCAGCAGCAGGAAGCUUCCGAAGCCGAGCAGCGGUUUCGCGCCGAACGGGCGCAGCUGAACGCAAGGGUCCGCCAAACCACCUUGGAAAAACAAAAGGCUGUUGAGGAAGUGCGAAAACUACGAGAGCAAAACUCGGCCUUGCAACAACGCUUGGAUACCGUUAGUUCGGAUUGCCAGAAUCACAUCACGCGGGACGAAUUCCAUAUGACGUUGAAGGAACUGCAUAGCGUCUCAUCAUCGGUCACAGACAAGAUUACUUCGAAGAUGAACGAGUCCCAAGAGUCUCAGUACGUGUACUUCGGUACGUGCUUGCCCGGGCCGGACGUGGCUCAGGACUCGUGGACCGCGCAGACUGGCCAAUUUACCAUGGCGGAGAAUCCGCUUCUACCGGAGAGUACGGGGCCACUGUUUGAUGCAUCGAACCCUCAAAACCUCUCUGAAUUUGACACAUACGGAACGAUGCCUGACGGUAUGAGUUGA
Messenger RNA from Penicillium cataractarum, 771 nucleotides. RefSeq lists its product as uncharacterized. The coding region runs from base 1 to 771 and encodes 256 amino acids. Lineage: Eukaryota; Fungi; Ascomycota; Eurotiomycetes; Eurotiales; Aspergillaceae. The record is from RefSeq and is a predicted model, not a curated record. The transcript has 2 exons.